Messenger RNA from Cynara cardunculus var. scolymus (artichoke), 762 nucleotides. RefSeq lists its product as uncharacterized. Lineage: Eukaryota; Viridiplantae; Streptophyta; Magnoliopsida; Asterales; Asteraceae. Bases 1 to 762 code for a protein of 253 amino acids. The record is from RefSeq and is a predicted model, not a curated record. Gene Ontology annotation, molecular function: nucleic acid binding; zinc ion binding. The transcript has a single exon.
AUGCUAAAAUCAGAAGCCCUUUUCUGGUGGGAAAUAAUUACGAACUUAAGGGGCGAAGAGGUUGUGGCAAGAGUGACAUGGGGUGAGUUUAAGGUAUUAUUUAAUGAGAAGUUUUGUCCUCGAACUGCGAUAAAGCAACUGGAAGAGGAAUUUUUAAGGUUGGAACAAGGAAUCAUGACAGUCCGGGAGUAUACAACAAGUUUUACAGAAAAAGCGAGGUUUGCUGAGCACUAUGUUUCGACUGAGGAAAGACGGGUAGAGCGGUACAUCUGGGGACUGAAAGCAUCCAUUCAAGAAUUUGUUCUUACUAUGAGUCCAACCACAUUUCAGGAGGCAGUAAACGCUGUGGAAAUUCGACAGAAAGAGAUGAAUCGUCAAGAUGAUGAGCGGGGCCAAAUAAAAAGAAAAUGGGAAGGUCCAAGCAAUGAAACCAAGAAGCCAAAGUUUAUGGGUUCAGAAAAGAAGACAUGGCAAGAGCAAGCUGCUAAACCAUGUCCUAAAUGCAACCGUGUGCAUAAAGGAGAAUGCAUGGUUAAGCCAAGGAUGUAUUACCAAUAUGGGAAGCCAGGACAUCUGUCUCAGGAUUGCAAGGUUGAGCGAAGGGAGCGACUAUGCUUCAUUUGUAAGUCACCCAACCAUAUACAAAAAAAUUGCCCUCAGAAGAAAAAUGAGCAUACGACAAGUCAAGGUGGAAGUCGAAAUGGAAAAAGGGAGGAAAGGCGACCUGAAGUAACUAAGUCAAAAGGAAAGCUUUCCACAUGA